AUGGCACUCCUUCCAACCACAUUCCUUACGCCUCUCCUGGCACUCUUGUCCCUCUACGCAGCCCAAAAGUCAUACAUUGCCAUCACCAAUCUCCAACAGUACGAAGAGCGCACGGAAAGGGCUGCAAAGCACCUUGACAAGGCAGCGCACGAUCUGUACAAGACUCGAGUCACCCAAGCAAGUGGGGCCGCCGCAAUAGCGCUCUCCCUCAUAAGCUCCGUUGUGCUAUUUUUCAAUCCCAAUGUCUCGCCAAUCGUAGCGUUAGCCAACAUCGCUACCACGGCGGCUGCGUACAUGCACAUCACGGGGUUCUGGAAGGCGAAGGCUCAGGUACCCUUUGUCACUGGCUUCAAUGAGGGAAUUAGGAAGAGCAAUGAUCUGAGGCGUUUACUUGUGUCAUUGGGUGUCGGGUGGACAUUUACCGGGGCGGUAGGGUAUCUAUGGGCAUGA
Messenger RNA from Letharia columbiana, 450 nucleotides. RefSeq lists its product as uncharacterized. Bases 1 to 450 code for a protein of 149 amino acids. Lineage: Eukaryota; Fungi; Ascomycota; Lecanoromycetes; Lecanorales; Parmeliaceae. The transcript has 2 exons. The record is from RefSeq and is a predicted model, not a curated record.